AAUCUUGCAAAUUGUCUGUCAUGUCUAAAUGUCUUCACCCUUUUUGACAAUCUACAUAAUGAAUUAGUACACACACAAUAAAUAUUCCAAUUUGAAUAUUGCUUAAAGAUAAUUUUUUUUUUAAAUUUGUGUUACUUCGAAUAAUCAAGCGCAUAGAACAAUGAAUUCUCGUUAAUAAGAUAUUAUAAUAUUCAUUAUUUAAAUUCAAAAAUCUAAGAAUACAUAUAUAUAUAUAUCAGAUUGAAAUUACUAUUAUGCAUUUAUUUACAAGUUAUGCAAUCUCAUGUUAUUUAAUUCUAGUCAAACUUACAAAUUUUAUCUAGAUAUAUAGCCCCCGAUAUACAGCGCAUAUAUAAAGUCUUAUACAAAUAUUUACUACAUUUUGCACAAUAUAUAAACUAUUUAAAUUAUAAACAUACUACCGUCCGGGUACUUUUGCAUAGCUGUGUAUAUAUAUACAUGUAUAUCUUAAAAAUAUGUAUCCAGAAGAAGGGAUAUAAUAUUUAUAAUUUAAUACUAAUGGAAAACAUUUAAGCUUGGUGACAUUCUUUAGUCGUCCGUUAAUAAUCAAGUCAAAUAUGUGUUCUGAGCUGUUUUAAUCCAAAAAUAUUCGAUUUUGAAUCUAUUCUGAGAGUAGAUUUAAAAAAAUUAUAUUAUGAAAAUAAUGUGGCUGAUAGAGUUUGAAGUAGCAUAUCAGUGAUAUGUCAAACUUAUUAAUAAAACGCAAUUGCAUAAAAGACUUUACAAGUGACCAAGAAGAAGCAGGAAUAAAUAAAUCAAUAAAUAUUCAGACUCCUGCGGACUGUAAAUCAAAUGUAAUAUCUGAAAAAAACAAAAAUAACCACCGAUUCUAUGAAAAAUUAACUGGACCAAACUAUUGAUUCUAAAAAAAAAACGAAGUGAGAUAUAAAUUAUUAUUUUCGAACGUUGCAAGUUUUUGUUUCUAUAAGUAAUAUCUAUCAGCGACAUUAAAAAAUAAGAAAAAAGGAAGAGUUUAAAAAUAUGUGAACAUAGAAAAAAUAUAUAUAUACGUAUAGUAUAAGCACAUUCCAUUGGCAAUUUAUACAAUAAAACAAUACAAUAAUUAGUCCGACUUAUAAAAAUAAUUACCUUAAAACUAUUUUUUGUGAUUUUUAAAAUUAAGCAAGCAGAAAUUAAACAACAAUCUCCUAUCGAAUCCGACACGAUGUUGACGUACAUUGUCAAUAUAAGAAUAAUUGCGGAAAUCGAGAAUUGUUAUUGAAAGUUACACAAGAUAUGUAAGCACAGACAAUAAAUAUAGAAGAUCAGAUAUUAUGCGAUGUAUGUUCGAAAUUAAACCGAUAGAAAAAUGUGUGAAUAUAUACCAUGAUUCUUAACUUUCUUAUUUGCGGGAAUUUUGUCCGCUCGAUGACAUUCCUUCAAACGUCGUCUGUUUACAAGCUGACUAUAAAUACGUGUUCUGCACAGCUGUUUAAUUUGUACUGUCAGAAUAAUUCUUCUUCGUCAUCUCUUUUGUUAUUAUCAUGUCCGAAAUAAGAGAAAAAAUUAAACAGUACCUUCAAUCAAAAAAAAAGCUGGACCGAAUAGCACGAUAUGUUUACAUUAAAGAUCGAAAUAUACGUAUCGCGGCAGAGCGUUACGGAGUUAUAUAUACGCAUCUUCAACAAAAAGUCGACAUCAUAAAAAGAUUGUUGAACGAUUUCAAACUAGGAUGUGCGUUGUAUAGGGCGGUACAAAAUGUGUUAAGUGCAAAAGAAACUAUAACCGAAGCUGCAAUACACUAUCAACUUGACCCCAAGAUUUUAAGUAAAGAAAUUAAUCAACACAAAAAAUUCGGGAGAAAAUCGUACAUAUAUGAUAAACCUGUAGAUGUUAAUACAGGAAUUUUCACAUUUGACGAAGAGUUAUUGUUACUGAAGCGUUUAUCUGAAAAGAAAUGGGGAAAGAAAUCUUUAUAUUGUGCUUGUCAAAUUUGUGCGAUGGAAUUACUUCUAAAUCUAGCUUAUGAGCUUGCCCGAGAAAAAAAAAAGCGAUAUCCUGAAGCAUGGUAUAAACAUAAACGAGCUGAUAUAGACUGGCUAAUAAAUUUUGAAAUGAUACACGGUAUUAAACUUUCAAUAAUGUUUUCAUCUAAAUGUAAAAAAGAAUUAUCUUAAUCUUUAAUAAUCUUUGUUAUUAUUUCAUAAGAAAGACAUAUUUUGGAAAUAAGUAAAACUUGCAUGAAAGAUAUUUUAAUUUACCACAAAUUUUCAAUUAAUUGAUUCGGCGUGAAGCGAUCACGCAAACAUCUUAGAAAGUAUCCACUGCUUUCAGAAGUUAUAAAUCAAUGAACCUAUGAAAUAGAUUGAUUAGAAAUACAUAAUCCUUAAAGAAGAGACUCUCACAGAAUUCGCCAAUUCUGUAAAUGACUAGUAUAUGGACUUAUUGAAAUCAAUUAAUUGUAAUUUAUAAUAUUUUAGCGUUUUCAGUGAAAGAAAAUCGUUAAAAA
Formica exsecta is the source of this 2470-nucleotide messenger RNA. RefSeq lists its product as uncharacterized. The record is from RefSeq and is a predicted model, not a curated record. The coding region runs from base 1506 to 2138 and encodes 210 amino acids. The transcript has 2 exons. NCBI's taxonomy places the organism in Eukaryota, Metazoa, Arthropoda, Insecta, Hymenoptera, Formicidae.